Eutrema salsugineum is the source of this 1965-nucleotide messenger RNA. RefSeq names its product sulfate transporter 1.3. The record is from RefSeq and is a predicted model, not a curated record. Gene Ontology annotation, cellular component: membrane. NCBI's taxonomy places the organism in Eukaryota, Viridiplantae, Streptophyta, Magnoliopsida, Brassicales, Brassicaceae. Gene Ontology annotation, biological process: transmembrane transport.
AUGUCGGCAAGAGAUCACCCUAUGGACGGAGAAGGAGAGCUUUCACCGGCGAAUAUAUCUUCCCGGCGGCAAACAAACACACCAUUUGUUCACAAAGUCGAAGUUCCUCCGAAGCAAAACCUGUUCAAUGAGUUCAUGUACGCUUUCAAAGAAACCUUCUUCCACGAUGAUCCUCUAAGGCAUUUCAAGGACCAGUCAAUGUCCAUGAAACUCAUGCUCGGUCUCCAGUCGGUAUUUCCGGUAUUCGAAUGGGGAAGAAACUACAAUCUCCAGAUGUUUCGUGGUGAUCUUAUUGCUGGUUUAACCAUAGCCAGUCUCUGCAUUCCUCAGGAUAUUGGAUAUGCGAAGCUCGCGAAUCUCGACCCUAAGUACGGCCUAUAUUCAAGUCUUGUGCCUCCAAUGGUGUACGCAUGUAUGGGAAGCUCAAGAGAUAUAGCGAUCGGACCCGUCGCAGUGAUUUCUCUCCUUUUAGGCACUCUUCUUAGAGCCGAGAUCGACCCGAACACAAACCCUAACGAAUAUCUCCGCCUAGCCUUCACCGCAACGUUCUUUGCCGGUGUCACUCAAGCAACGCUCGGAUUCUUCAGACUAGGUUUCUUGAUCGAUUUCUUAUCACACGCGGCGGUCGUAGGGUUCAUGGGCGGAGCAGCCAUCACCAUCGCGCUCCAACAGCUUAAAGGGUUCCUCGGAAUCAAGAAAUUCACCAAGAAAACCGAUAUCAUCGCGGUUCUUCAUUCCGUUUUCAGCUCAGCUCAUCACGGAUGGAAUUGGCAAACAAUACUCAUCAGCGCAUCUUUCUUGAUCUUCCUUCUCGCCUCCAAAUUCAUCGGGAAGAAGAACAAGAAACUGUUUUGGAUUCCAGCGAUAGCGCCUUUAUUAUCUGUUGUCAUUUCGACCUUCUUUGUCUACAUUACCAGAGCCGACAGAAAAGGAGUUCAAAUAGUGAAACAUAUCGACAAAGGCCUAAACCCUUCUUCUUUGCGUCUUAUACACUUCUCCGGCGAUUACCUUCUCAAGGGAUUCCGCAUUGGCGUCGUCUCAGGCAUGGUCGCCUUAACGGAAGCUGUAGCCAUAGGAAGAACAUUUGCAGCAAUGAAAGACUACCAAAUUGAUGGAAACAAAGAGAUGGUAGCAUUAGGAGCAAUGAACGUGAUCGGUUCGAUGACUUCUUGCUAUGUAUCCACCGGGUCGUUCUCAAGAUCCGCAGUCAACUUCAUGGCCGGAUGUCAAACAGCAGUCUCCAACAUCAUCAUUGUUGUCCUCUUAACGCUUCUCUUCCUCACUCCUCUUUUCAAAUACACACCUAACGCGAUUCUUGCGGCUAUCAUCAUCAACGCCGUGAUUCCUUUGAUUGACGUUAACGCCGCAGUUUUGAUCUUCAAGAUCGAUAAGCUUGAUUUCGUUGCUUGUAUGGGAGCUUUCUUUGGUGUCAUCUUUGUAUCUGUUGAGAUUGGCCUUCUCAUUGCCGUGGGCAUAUCUUUUGCUAAGAUACUCCUGCAAGUUACGAGACCUAGAACUGCGAUUCUUGGAAAGAUUCCUAGGACUUCGGUUUACCGGAAUAUCGAUCAGUAUCCUGAAGCUACUAGGGUUCCCGGAGUUUUGGCAAUUCGUGUUGACUCUGCGAUUUACUUCUCCAAUUCCAAUUACGUCAGAGAACGGAUUCAAAGAUGGUUGACAGAUGAAGAAGAGAUGGUGAAAGCUACACGCUUGCCUAGGAUCCAGUUUCUUAUCAUCGAAAUGUCACCUGUUACGGACAUCGAUACUAGCGGUAUUCACGCCUUAGAAGACUUAUACAAGUCUCUCCAGAAGAGAGACAUUCAGCUGGUUCUAGCGAAUCCAGGACCGGUGGUUAUAGACAAGCUAUACGUCUCUAACUUCGCAGACAUGUUGGGACACGACAAAAUCUUUCUGACGGUGGCUGAAGCCGUGGAUUGUUGUUGUCCAAAACUCUCCGACGAGGUCUGA